Colossoma macropomum (tambaqui) is the source of this 4522-nucleotide messenger RNA. RefSeq lists its product as uncharacterized. Lineage: Eukaryota; Metazoa; Chordata; Actinopteri; Characiformes; Serrasalmidae. The transcript is spliced from 15 exons. Gene Ontology annotation, molecular function: protein binding. The coding region runs from base 147 to 4409 and encodes 1420 amino acids. The record is from RefSeq and is a predicted model, not a curated record.
GUAAGAUUCAGUUCAGUCUGACAUUCAGAGGUGAAGCAGAGCACGCAUGUUUUGUAACUAAACCAACUAAUGUGAUCCGUUGUGAAAUGGGGACGAAAAAUGUCUGUUCUUAUCUGUAGAUCUGUAAACUCACACUGCUCAACCAGAUGAAGACGUGGGCUUUCAAAAUGAAGACAUAUAGACUAAACCCAGAAAAAGGUGGAGAAAGAAGUGAAGAGGUAACUGGUCAGAAUACAGCAGCCUCCGCUACUGGAGCCCAGACUGAAGACUCAGUUAGUGGUCUCACUGCAGAUCAAACUGGUCGAGUCCAGACCACCAGACCUCAGAAUGAACCAGUCCAGACCUCCACAGCUCAGACCGGAGGAACAGUCAAUGCACCUCUUCUACAUGGAAGUGUGUUUCAUGGCACAGUUAAUAUCAACUUUGGAGCUGACUCUACGCACAGAGGUGGAGACAGAAGUGAAAAGGAAACUGGUAAGACUGCAGCAGCCUCCUCCAUUGCAGCUCAGACUGGAGUCUCAGUUAGUGCUCUCACUGCAGCAGCUAAAGAAGAUGGAAGUGUAAAAGAUGCACUGAAAAGACAUUUUGUGGCAAAAUUUGCAAAGCUGUAUGACAGGACUUCACUAGAAGAGAGUAAUUUGCUUUUGAAAGACAUUUACACUGAACUAUAUGUAAUUGAAGGCUGCACAGGAGGAGUGAACACUGAGCAUGAAGUGAGACAGAUAGAGUGUUUUUAUCCCAAAAUAGAGGAAACACCAAUCAAGUUCAGUGACACUUUCAAAACACAAUCCAAUCAAAAUGUGCUUGGUACUAAAGUACUUACAUUGGGAAUAGCAGGAGUGGGGAAAACAGCCUCUGUACACAAGUUUAUUCUUGAAUGGGCUGAAGACAAAUGCAACCAGGAUUUAGAUUUCAUUCUGUUUUUUCCCUUUCGGGAACUGAACGUGAUCAAAGAGGAGCAGUACAGCUUCUGUAAACUUCUAUGUUACUUCCAUGAUGAGUUCCAUAAUGCGGAUGUAAGGGAGAUUUUGAAUGACAAGUGCAAGGUGGUUUUUAUAUUAGAUGGACUGGAUGAAAGUAAACUUAAUCUAGAUUUUAAUCAAAAGAAACUAUCUGAUGUAACAAAGACAGCCACUGUUGAUAAACUAAUAACAAACUUAAUCAAAGGAGAGCUGCUUUCCUCUGCUCUCAUCUGGAUAACCACUCGACCAGCAGCAGCCAAACAGAUUCCACACAACUACUUUGAUCAUGUGACAGAAAUACGUGGAUUUCAUGAUCCACAGAAGGAGGAGUACUUGAGAAAGAGAAUCAGGGAUGAAGAUCAAGCCAGCAGAAUCAUUUCACACGUUAAGACAGCAAGAAGUCUCCACAUUUUGUGUCACAUACCAGUCUUCUGUUCAAUCACAGCCACUGUGCUACAGGAAAUCUUGACAAAUGACAAAGACAUGAAAAAUGCUCCUACAACUCUUACAGAAAUGUACACACGUUUCCUGCUAUUUCACACAAGAAAAAAGAGUGAGAAAUACAGCACAAUGCAAAAUGAGGACUGUACAGUUGCCCCAUCCAAAAGAGGCAGGCUGGGAGUAGAGGGUGUACUGAAGCUUGGAAAACUAGCAUUUCUUCAGUUACAGAAAGGACAACUCAUAUUCUAUGAGAAUGAUCUGAAAGAAUGUGGCAUUGAUGUUGAUGAAGCUGUAGUGUACUCUGGAGUUUGUACACAAAUCUUUAAAAAGGAUGAGAACAUUUUCAGCUUUGUGCAUUUGAGUUUCCAGGAGUUUCUUGCUGCCGUCUUUGUCUUCCUUACAUUCAGUCAUAAAUGUAACCCACUCCUUCAAAACAUAGGUGAGAAAAUAAAGUGGAAGUUUAAACAUACACUGGGUGAUCUCCUCAAGACAGCAGUGCAAAAGGCCAUGAAGAGUGAAAAUGGACAUCUGGACCUCUUCCUCCGCUUCCUUUGUGGCCUCUCCCUGGAGUCCAAUCAGAGGCUCCUUAAGAGUCUGCAACCAGAAAUUGAUAUCAAAGAAGAGAGUCUAAAGAACACUGCAGACUACAUUAAAAGAAAGAUUGAAAAGACAAAAUACUCUGAGAAAAGCAUCAAUCUCUUCCAUUGCCUGAGUGAACUCAAAGACAGCUCUCUUACAAGCAAAGUUCAGGAAUAUCUGAACUCAGGAGAUCUCUCAACACAGAAACUGUCAUCUACACAGUGGUCAGCUCUAGUGUUUGUGUUGCUGAUGUCAGAAGAGACUCAAGAGAUGUUUGAGCUGAGGAAAUACAGACCAUCAGAGGAAGGACUGAGAAAACUACUGCCAGUGGUGAAAAGCACAAGACGAGCAUUGUUGGACCAUUGCAACCUUAGUGAGGACAUCUGUGAAGCUGUGGCAUCUGUGUUGAGUUCAGAUUCACCACUGAAAGAGCUGGACCUCAGUAACAAUGACCUGCAGGAUUCAGGAGUGGAGCUGCUCUCUGCUGGACUGACAAAUUCACGCUGUAAACUGGAGAUUCUCAGACUUUUCAGAGUCAGACUGGUCCAGAAAGUGUCAAGCAAGAGGCACCCAAUCAAGGCAGAUAAAGAACAGCAUCAGACUGCACAGGAUGGGCAGUUGCUCAGCUCAGUAAAGAAACACACAGCAAGGCCUGCUAAGAUCCAUGGCGCUGCAUGGGCUGAGCCCCGCCCCCACUACGGCUACUCAGACCACAUCUCCGUGAUGCUCAUUCCAACAUACAGACCACUCAUCAGACGUGCCAAACCAGACCAGAAGCAAGCUUUCAAGUCAAGGGACAAAGCAAGCCUCAGGAUAGCAAGAGUCAAGCUUUCCCACGCCAUCAAAGAGGCUAAGCGUGCCUACUCAAAGAAAAUCCACAAUCACUUCCAAAACACUGCUGACACAUGGCACAUGUGGCAGGGCAUCCAGGCCAUCACCAACUACAAGUCACCUCCGCCUGCUUGUGACAGUGAUGGCUCCCUUCCAGACGCGCUAAAUAACUUCUAUGCUCGGUUUGAAGCACGGAAUGGCACGACGGCAAGGAAAACCACACCUCCUCCAAGUGAACAGGUACUGUGUCUGUCCACAGCUGAUGUGCGGAGAAGUCUACACAGAGUCAACCCACGAAAAGCACCAGGAUCCGACAGCAUACCGGGCAGAGUGCUUAAAGAGUGCGCCAAACAGCUGGCUGAUAUCCUCACGGACAUAUUCAACAUCUCUCUGAGCACUGCAGUCGUUCCAACAUGCUUCAAGUCCAGCACCAUCAUCCCUUGCUUUGAGAGCCUUGUCAUGAGGCGCAUUAAAGACCAGCUUCCUCCUUCACUGGACCCACUGCAAUUUGCAUAUCGCCCCAACCGCUCAAUAGAUGAUGCCAUCUCCUCCACACUCCACCUGGCUCUCACCCACCUGGACAAUAAAGACACCUAUGAUUCAGGAGUGGAGCUGCUCUCUGCUGGACUGAAGAGUUCACACUGUAAACUGGAGACACUCAGACUUGCUAUAUGUAAACUCAGUCAACAGUCCUGUGAGAUUCUGCGGUCAGUUUUAGAAUCACAAACCUCUUCCUUGAAAGAACUGGACCUCAGUGACAAUGACCUGCAGGAUCUAGGAGUGGAGCUACUCUCUGCUGGACUGAAGAGUUCACACUGUAAACUGCAGAUACUCAGAUUAUCUUUUUGUAUGGUAACAGGGAAAGGCUGUUCUUAUCUGGCUUCAGCUCUGUAUUCGAACUCGUCAUGCCUGAAAGAACUGGAUCUGACCUACAAUCAUCCAGGAGUGGCUGGAAAGAAGCUGCUAUCUGCUAGACUGGAGGAUCCACACUGCUCACUCAACAUACUCAGACUGGAAUAUGGAGGUGAGAUCAGAAUCACACCAGGACUGAAGAAAUAUUCCUGUCAGUUCACUCUGGAUCCAAACACAGCCUACGCAGACCUCACUCUGUCUGACGGGAACAGAAAUGUGACACAUGUGGAAAGGCAUCAUGCUUAUCACUCGUAUCCUGAUCAUCCAGAGAGAUUUGAUGGGUGCUGGCAGGUUUUGUGUAGAGAGAGUGUGACUGGACGCUGUUACUGGGAAGCUGAGAGGAGCGGGAUGGUUCAUAUAGCAGUUACAUAUAAAUCAAUCAGCAGGAAAGGAGGCAGCGAUGACUGUGGGUUUGGACGGAAUGAAAAGUCCUGGAGUCUGAGCUGCUCUAAUAACAGUUACUCUGUCUGUCACAAUAAUAACAUCACUGCUGUCUCUGCUCCUUCCUACAGCUGUAAGAGAGUAGGAGUGUAUGUGGACUGUCCAGCUGGCACUCUGUCCUUCUACAGCAUCUCCUCUGAUACACACACACUGACACACUUACACACAUUCUACACCACAUUCACUGAACCGCUCUAUGCUGGAUUUACAGUCUGUUCUGACGCCUCAUUGUAUUUGAGAUAGAAUAACCUCCUCUAAAAUAACUAGAGCCCAUGAAAACUUUUUGAAAAAACUGAAUUCUCUCUCACUGUAUGUCUCUGUCUCUCACCUUCCUCUCUCUUUCUGUCUCUCUCUCU